AUGGUGAAAAUCAUGAAGGGCUUGGGCAAAGAUGAGAAGAAAGGUGUCGAGAAGGCAGACUUCCAUCGCCUCACCAUCCAGAUCGGCAUCGCGCGCGAGAUGCAGAAGGAUCUGGCGCGGAAGAAGAAGCGCGAAGAGCAUGAAAAAGAGAUCGAACAUCUCAAGGAAGAGCUUCAACAGAAGGUGGCCGAGGCGGAAACGAAGUACACCUCCGUGGACGAGAAGGUGGUGGAGCUGGAAGAAGCCAUCAAGCCGCUCUUUGAUACCAAGAGCAUGAAGUCCUUAGAGAUGGAGAAGCUCUUAGAGACUCUUGAAGAGCAGGCUUCCAGCUUAAAGGAGCUGAUUAGCGGCUACAAGUUGGAGGUAGCUGAGAUGAAGCAAGGUAUUGACGAAGAAGUCACUACUUGGUUCACCAUGCACUGCCGACAGCUGGACAGCAAGACCACGUUGCUCGAACCACGGCUUCAACGCAUGAGCAACCUGCUGGGGAAGAGCCGAGCCGAUCUGAAAAAGAAGGUUCAGCAAGAGCUCGCCGAGUUGGAGAAGCAAGCUUUGGCCUUGAUGAGGUAUCAUCAGAAUAGCAAAGAGCUGUCUCCUGAAGAUUUCUUUGCUGAGAUUUCGCAGAACAAGGAGGCAGUGGAGAAGAAAGCCUUUCUCAGUUUCUUCAAGGGCUGCGUGAAGGAGGAGGAGGCGACGCCUCCCAGUGCGCAGGACCUCACGCGGCUCUUCGAGCACCUGGCCGAGCGCUCCGCGGGCAUCUCCGAGGAGCGGAUGAUGGGGCUCAUAAGAGUCUACAAGAAGGUCUUGAAGGAGACGAUGCUCACUGAAGAGAAGAGCAUCAAAUCCGAGAUCCUGCGGAGUCUGCAGGUGGGCGAGAUCAUAGAGCUGAUCAGCCCAGAGACCCCGGUCGAGGAGGAAGUGGUGCGAGCACGAUGCCGCACCAUGAAGGAUGACAAGGAGGGCUGGGUCACUGUGGCAGGCAAUGGUGGAACACCGUUCGUGAAGGACUACGCAGGGGUCUACAAGGUGGUCAAGGAGACCAUCAUGACGGAGACCUUUGAGUUGGACUCCGCGGAGGCCAAGGAAGCUGCCAAGCAGCUGAAGGAUGCGACCCCGCGGAAGCUGAAGCUGGGGGAGCUGGUGGACGUGUGGGUGUGGCCCAAGAAAGAGAAGUCUGGCCUCCUGCGGCUGAAGUGCAAGUGCCGCUCGGACGGCCACGUGGGCUGGGCCACCUCGGUCGGCAAUGCCGGGACCGUCUUUCUGGAGGCCCUGGUGGGACCGGUGGGGAGCGACCUUCCACCGCUUUCGCGACCUUCCACCGCAAGCGACGGCCCCGAACGGUUCAGAGCCCACACGAACAGGAGUUGCUCCAUGUGCUCGAAAGGACGCAGACCCUGA
Durusdinium trenchii is the source of this 1398-nucleotide messenger RNA. The record is from the annotation of a GenBank genome assembly. NCBI's taxonomy places the organism in Eukaryota, Dinophyceae, Suessiales, Symbiodiniaceae.